AUGGCUCAGACUGGGAGUAUGAUGCUGAACAAAGCAGCCAUGUCCAAAGGGACCAACAAAUACACCAUCUUCGUCUACACCAAUGCCCUCUCCGCCCUCAUUCUUCUCCCCUCAUCUUCCACAGAUCAGAGCGCCCUCCCCUUACCCUCUCCAUACUUUGCAGAAUCUUCAUGCUUGCCCUGUUUGGGUUGGUAA
Messenger RNA from Prunus armeniaca (apricot), 195 nucleotides. The record is from the annotation of a GenBank genome assembly. NCBI's taxonomy places the organism in Eukaryota, Viridiplantae, Streptophyta, Magnoliopsida, Rosales, Rosaceae.